Sus scrofa (pig) is the source of this 3022-nucleotide messenger RNA. RefSeq names its product glucokinase (gene GCK). NCBI's taxonomy places the organism in Eukaryota, Metazoa, Chordata, Mammalia, Artiodactyla, Suidae. The record is from RefSeq and is a predicted model, not a curated record. Gene Ontology annotation, molecular function: glucokinase activity; mannokinase activity; ATP binding. Gene Ontology annotation, cellular component: cytosol; mitochondrion. Gene Ontology annotation, biological process: glycolytic process; intracellular glucose homeostasis; carbohydrate phosphorylation.
AAGGGGAGAGUCCUGGGAGUCUCGCGCAUCUCAGCCUCUGCACCCCUGCUUCCUGAGGGAUCUACCUUGCUCAGGGCCCCUGCCACCAGCCUGCCUCUCCUGGGCCCAAGUACAGCACAGGCUCUCUGGGUGAAAAUCAGCCAGGGAUCCCCCAAGGCCAAGCCUAGAAUCUUCAUCCUGCACGGGGCCAGCUCCUCAGCAGUCCCCUGCCAGGCCCUUUGGGGUGCUUUCCUGGCCUGGGCAGCAUGGCGACGGCCAACCCUGGCCUGUCCAAGGGCUGGAAGUAUAUAGACUGGUUCUGACCCCUCCCAGAACCUCUGGGCAGCAAAUCCCCAUCCUAAUGGGCUGAGGUCGCCACCCCACAGCCCUGUCUCCAUGUUGUCUGUCACCACCCCUACCCCAUGCCGGCCUCCUGCCCUUCCGGCUCUGCCUGACCCUGUGCCAGUGGGCAGAGUAUUUCAACAGCCGCCUGCUGAAUGCUCUCAGUGCCAAAGCCCUGGGCAGCCCGCGUGGGUGACUCUCUGGGUAGGUGGCCCGCACCUGCACAGGUGGGCCUCAGACUCCCGGGCUGCAGCCCAGCCCUGCGCCUCUGCAGACAGGAGUGUCUCCACCUCCCCAGAACCAACCUCUUGGCCCCUCAGAGAGAUGGCAACGGAGGCCACAAGGAACUGGGCCUGGACAGCCUUGAAUCUGGCGGAGCAGAUCCUGGCGGAGUUCCAGCUGCAGGAGGAGGACCUGAAAAAGGUGAUGAGGCGGAUGCAGAAGGAGAUGGACCGAGGCCUGAGGCUGGAGACCCACGAAGAGGCCAGUGUGAAGAUGCUGCCCACCUACGUACGCUCCACCCCAGAAGGCUCAGAGGUUGGGGACUUCCUCUCCCUGGACCUGGGCGGCACCAACUUCAGGGUGAUGCUGGUGAAGGUGGGGGAAGGCGAGGAGGGGCAGUGGAGUGUGAAGACCAAGCACCAGAUGUACUCCAUCCCCGAGGACGCCAUGACCGGCACUGCUGAGAUGCUCUUUGACUACAUCUCCGAGUGCAUCUCCGACUUCCUGGACAAGCAUCAGAUGAAGCACAAAAAGCUGCCCUUGGGCUUCACCUUCUCCUUUCCCGUGAGGCACGAAGACAUCGACAAGGGCAUCCUUCUCAACUGGACCAAGGGCUUCAAGGCCUCGGGAGCAGAAGGGAACAACAUCGUGGGGCUCCUGCGAGAUGCCAUCAAACGGAGAGGGGACUUUGAGAUGGACGUGGUGGCAAUGGUGAAUGACACUGUGGCCACGAUGAUCUCCUGCUACUAUGAAGACCGCCGAUGUGAGGUUGGCAUGAUUGUGGGCACGGGCUGCAACGCCUGCUACAUGGAGGAGAUGCAGAACGUGGAGCUGGUGGAAGGGGACGAGGGCCGCAUGUGUGUCAACACUGAGUGGGGCGCCUUUGGGGACUCGGGAGAGCUGGACGAGUUCCUGCUGGAGUAUGACCGCGUGGUGGACGAGAACUCCCUGAACCCGGGCCAGCAGCUGUACGAGAAGCUCAUCGGUGGCAAGUACAUGGGCGAGCUGGUGCGACUCGUGCUGCUGAAGCUCGUGGACGAGAACCUGCUUUUCCACGGGGAGGCCUCGGAGCAGCUGCGCACGCGCGGCGCCUUCGAGACGCGCUUCGUGUCACAGGUGGAGAGCGACUCGGGCGACCGCAAGCAGAUCUACAACAUCCUGAGCACGCUGGGGCUGAGGCCCUCGGCCACCGACUGCGACAUCGUGCGCCGCGCCUGCGAGAGCGUGUCCACGCGCGCCGCGCACAUGUGCGCCGCGGGGCUGGCAGGCGUCAUCAACCGCAUGCGCGAGAGCCGCAGCGAGGACGUGAUGCGCAUCACCGUGGGCGUGGACGGCUCCGUGUACAAGCUGCACCCCAGCUUCAAGGAGCGGUUCCACGCCAGCGUGCGCAGGCUGACGCCCAGCUGCGAAAUCACCUUCAUCGAGUCGGAGGAGGGCAGCGGCCGGGGCGCGGCCUUGAUCUCCGCGGUGGCGUCUAAGAAGGCCUGCAUGCUGGGCCAGUGAAAAUAGAGGCUGCAAGGCAACGAGGAGGCUGUGGCCAGCCGCUGGACCUGGGCUUCAGGGGACACGCUCCUGACAGGUCCUCCCAACUGGGCUCAGUCAAGAGGUUUCUCCUUGUAAGGACCCUGGACGCUUCCUAUCCCCACUGUCACCCCAGAAGAUGGGGAAGACCUCUUCCAGGAAUGCGGAGAGCCCCCGGCUGGCCUCUUCUCUCAGAGUCAGUUGGCAGGACAGCCCUAGGGCCCUGACUGGGUUGGGGGCUGAGAUGAGCAGGUACGGAGCCCCCAGAGUACCUCGCCUUUCUUGCUGGAAUCAAGGACCCAGAAGGAAGUUAACUCAGGAUUUUGUUGCAUGUCUGCACUGCUUGCCUCUUGGAGCUUUCAGCCUAGCUCAGCCACCCUUAGGCCCUGGCUCUGGAAAGGGGGUGCCCUCUAGACCCCGCUAUGGCCUGGCUUCCCUGGGAACUCAGCCCACAUGAGGAGGAAACCCUUGUGAGGAAGCCCUGGGUUCCACAGGGGGCCUGGGGAAGCUGCUGAUCACCUAGGCCUGGGAAGUGGGAGGACAGAGCCGCGACCUUGCUGAAGCUGCAGCGACACUGGGCCAUGGGAGGAUGGAGCAGGUACCGUAGGGCCUGGAGAUGGCAGCCUUUUCCCUCCCACACUGCUAUUCCUGAGUGGUUCGUGCUUCUGGAAUGGACCCUCCCAGGAAGUAUAAGAGACAGAGCCCCCAGAGUCCCUGCCCAGAGGGUCUCAGGAAGAGGAGUCAUCCCUCCACCCACACACAGGCCUGGGAGCACCUCCAGAAUGGAGUCCUCAGCUCCCAUGGCGCUGGCUGGGAAGGAAACCCGGGCAGCAUUCAGCAUACCCCCGCGGGACAACCCAGGCCUCUUUCUUCUCACCAGACCUCCAUGGACCACACCAACCUCUCCAUGUCUGGGAUCGGGUGGGGUUUUUUAAUUAAAAGUUUUAAAAGCUUAGAA